AUGGCUGACAAGCCCAGAACUAGAACUCGCGAUGAAUACACGGUGGGAUGGAUUUGCGCAUUGCCCAAAGAGCAGGUAGCGGCGAUUGCUAUGCUGGAUGAUGAGCACCCAGAUAUCCCCAAGUUACCGAACGAUUACAACACAUAUACCCUAGGAUCUAUCGGUGGCUACAAUGUUGCCAUUACCUGUUUACCGAAAGGUACCGUAGGUACCAACUCAGCAGCAACGGCCGCGGCUCAGAUGGUCAAUACAUUUCCGUGUAUCAAAAUUGGCCUUAUGGUUGGAAUUGGCGGUGGUAUUCCCUCAAAGGUUAGAUUGGGUGAUGUUGUAGUGAGUGUGCCAACUGAUGAGCAUCCUGGAGUGGUGCAGUGGGAUUUUGGUAAGGCAGAAGAAGGUGGCAAGUUCAGAAGAACCGGUGCUUUGAAUAGACCACCACGUGCUUUACUCACCGCAGUUUCAACAAUGGAGUCCAAAGUUGAAAUGCUUGGGUCUAGAAUACCUCAAUACCUCGAAGAUAUGAAGACCAAGUUUCCAAAUUUACACCCCAAGUACACACAGUCUAGCCAACUCAAAGACCCGCUGGUCUCUUCAGAUACCUCCUCAGACAGCUAUAGGACAUGGCAUGUUAUAUUCUCAAUGAUAUAUCACAUGAUCCUUGCUUUCCUCGGAUACCACCUCGGUCGAGGGACUUUUGACACUACCAACGACGGGACUAUGCAAGCCAGAAACAAUGCCUCAAUUGUUGCAGAUAUUGAUCAAGGCCAAAAGAGUCCGACGGACGUACACGUUCACUAUGGCCUUAUUGCAUCUGGCAAUUCAGUAAUCAAAGAUGCGGCAUUUCGCGACAGUAUUGAUGAGCGUCUCGGGGGAAACGUCUUGUGCGUCGAAAUGGAGGCAGCUGGGCUGAUAAAUGAUUUCCCUUGUAUCGUCAUCAGAGGUAUCUGCGAUUAUGCUGACUCGCGCAAAAGCAAAGACUGGCAGGAAUAUGCGGCUUCUAUAGCCGCAGGAUGUGCUAAAGAGCUUCUACAGUAUGUACAGCAAGCGGACGUUGAUAGGGAAGUUCCAAUGAAGGAUAUAUUGCCUAAGAUACUGGAGACUGUGUCAAAAAUUGGUUCCAAUGUACAACAUCUAAAGUCCAGGCUGGAUAGAGACGAGGAUAUGGCCAUCGUAAACUGGCUCGCAUCGAACAACUCCGGCCGCCAAUACAGCGAUUUCAUUAGCAGGCGACAACCGGAAACUGGUAAAUGGUUCUUAGAUUCAACAGAAUACCAGAAGUGGCUGAGCGCGCCUAACCAGACGUUGUUCUGCCCGGGCAUCCCUGGCUCAGGGAAAACUAUCCUAGCUUCAAUAGUGAUUGAGAAUAUCCUCGAAAAGGCUGCAAAAACAGAUAAUAUUGGAGUUGCAUAUGUUUACUUCAACUUUCGACGCACUGGCGAGCAGUCGCUUAAUAAUAUUUUAAGGGGUUUGCUAAGACAGUUAGUCCAGAGUCAAUCUUCUUUACACCCCGAGGUGAAAUCUCUCUAUGAUCGAGAACAAGGAAACGGGACAUCACCUUCGCUAGAAGAUAUUUCAGCCGCUAUCAGAUCCGUCUCAUUAUUAUAUUCGCAAGUCUUUAUUGUUAUAGAUGCCCUUGAUGAAUGUCAAACUGGAGACGGAUACCUAUCAUUAUUCCUAGCUCGGAUGUUUAGUUUGCAGGUCGACACCGGGCUAAACCUUUUUAUAACUUCACGAUAUGACCCAGAGAUCCAGGGAUAUUUCACGGGAUGCAUCUCCCGUGAGAUUAUUGCCAAUGAAGAGGAUGUACGCAAAUACAUCAAUGGCAACAUAUACAAGCUUCCCAGGUUCAUUAGCAAGAGCCCGGGUCUAUUGGAGGAAAUCGAGCGUGAUAUUAUUUCCGCUGUAAAGGGAAUGUUUCUUUUGGCACAACUAUACGUUGACUCACUUAUGGACAAGAUUUCGGUGGCAGAUAUAAAAAAUGCCUUAAAGAAUCUCAAGAUGAGAGCCCGCCAAGAAGGAGGGGAAGUAGAGAGUCGCGGAGUAAUCAACAAGGCAUAUGAUGAAGCAAUGCAGAGGAUUGAUGGCCAAAUGGAAGGCCAUCGAAUCCUUGGUAGGAAGGUUCUCUUAUGGAUCGCUUCCGCGAAACGGCCCCUCAAGAUAACAGAACUUCAACAUGCUCUCGCAGUAAAGGCCAGCAACACCGAACUCGACAGGGACAACAUUAUAGAGAUCGAACUUAUAGUGUCGGAAUACUUUGAAGGGCGCCGAGGAGAAUUAUUCUCAAACGAAAAAAAUCAUGUUGCGACUACAUGUCUCACAUACCUCUCAUUCGAUGUCUUCGCAAGCGGGCCUUGCAGUCCAUUCGAUUACCGGGAGCGAUUGGAGUCAAAUCCAUUUUACGAUUAUGCCGCGAACAAUUGGGGAUGGCAUAUAGAUGAAGAAGCUUCCGUAAACGAGCAGGAAAUUCUCAGGUUUCUUGGCGAUGAUGCUAAAGCCUCCGCCUCCGCCCAGGCCAUAAUCAAGAGUGAUUAUAACUAUAUCAGCGAUAUUAGUACACCUCUACACGAAUGGACGAAACCUGACGGAGUGUCGGGACUGCACCUUGCUGCAUGGUUUGGGUUAAAAAAUGUGGUUUUGAUCCUGUUAAAGAAUGGGCAUAAUCCAAUGGCCGAGGACGCAUUAAAGCGUACUCCUUUACAGUGGGCAGCAGUGAGAGGUCAUCAGCCGGUAGUGGAUCAACUACUAGAGACAGGAAGCAUUAAACCCGACCCUCCAGUGCGGGUAAGGUGGAAUAGAGAAGAGCGUUCCGAUGCAGACUCUCUAGGCCCGAAAUCAAAAGUUACCUUGUCGCAAGGGUUGGGAGAAGUUUGGAACCUGGACAUUAAUAAGCGCUUAAGUGGUAUUAAGGUACGCCGUCCGCAAGGGUUAUCUAUUAGAAACCCAAAUACUACGUAA
Daldinia vernicosa is the source of this 2952-nucleotide messenger RNA. RefSeq lists its product as uncharacterized. The transcript is spliced from 4 exons. The record is from RefSeq and is a predicted model, not a curated record. NCBI's taxonomy places the organism in Eukaryota, Fungi, Ascomycota, Sordariomycetes, Xylariales, Hypoxylaceae. Gene Ontology annotation, molecular function: protein binding; catalytic activity. Bases 1 to 2952 code for a protein of 983 amino acids. Gene Ontology annotation, biological process: nucleoside metabolic process.